AUGGACUCCUACAGGGAAGACAUCAAGCUGGUUGCCGAGCGGAUCAACUACACCUUUAUGGACUUCGAGCACACGAACCUUGUGUCGGCUGGGGAAAUGACGGGCCAGCUGGAGAAGGUGGUUGCUGUGCCGCCGCUGACCAGUGUCACUCGCUUCCCCUGGAAGGUGAUGAUGCAUGGUCUCAUAGUGUGGCUUGACCCCGAUGGCUGGGAGCGGCGCGACAUCAUCAUGCGAGAGAAGAUCCGGAAGAAGAAGUUUCCGAAGAAGAAGGCGGCCUUCGGCCCUGAGAAGGCCAUGGAGUUCGGCUUCAAUCGACCCAAGGAGAUCGAUGCGGCUGACCCCAUCGACAUGUGGCAGGAGGCAGAUGUCCACGUGGACCUGCAGUCUCGAAGCGACAUGCCUGUAGCAGACCACAUCAUGGCUGCCGUGAUCGACGCGAUCCUGCGCAGCCCGCCCAAGUGGCGAAGUUGGAUGAAGGCAGGCAAAGUCCGAGGGACCAUCCCCACGGACUACGAGACGCCCUACCAGGUGCGGCGCGAGUUCCACUCCUACGGCAUGUCUCCACGUUUGAACAAGCUGCUGAAGGCUUGA
This is a messenger RNA of Symbiodinium sp. CCMP2456, 591 nucleotides long. Lineage: Eukaryota; Dinophyceae; Suessiales; Symbiodiniaceae. The record is from the annotation of a GenBank genome assembly.